Messenger RNA from Linum trigynum, 1802 nucleotides. Lineage: Eukaryota; Viridiplantae; Streptophyta; Magnoliopsida; Malpighiales; Linaceae. The record is from the annotation of a GenBank genome assembly.
CCGCCACUUCAGCCCUCAAAGCUCGAAACAUUUCACGGUUCGGUUAACUGGCUAAGUUAUCUUAACUUCGAAGCGCACACAGCUUUGCCCGCCGGAAAAUCACGAAGCGAGAAAUUCCUUGUCGAGGAGGAAGUGUGUUUAGCUAUGCAACUAAGCUUCGCCCGUGCGUGUUUCCACUCCCGGCCGAUUUGCUCUGCGCCGCGGCAACUCUCAACGGUAGUGCCGAAGCCCCAAAUCCCUCUAUUCGAGAGGCCACCAAUUCAUGCCGCAACUUCGCUCCAGCUCCAGAAAUGGCAUGAAUGGGCCAAAACUCUCGCGUCCUCAGUUGGGUCGUCGUUUGUCGAAGCGGACAAUGGCCCUGAUUCAACCCUCCUGUGUAGAGAACUGAACUGGCUUUUAGAGGACGCAAUUGAACAUCCCUCCUCGUUACGACAUGCAAGCAAGGAAGGUGUUUGUGAAAAUGUCAAGCUGAGGGCCAGUCUGGAUGAUCUUUACAACUUGUGGAAAGACCGGAUCGAGAAUAGGAGGCCUUUGCAGUAUCUUGUUGGGUGUGAGCACUGGAGAGAUUUGGUGCUGAGUGUUCAGGAAGGGGUUUUGAUUCCGAGGCCAGAGACUGAACUAAUUGUGGACUUGGUGGAGGAAUUGGUGUCUAGAACGGAUGAUUUGCGAAAUGGGAUGUGGGCAGAUUUGGGGACUGGGAGUGGCGCUCUUGCCAUUGGAAUUGGGAAGGUUUUGGGGAGUUCUGGCAGUGUCAUUGCCACGGAUGUAAGUCCGCUUGCAGUUUCUGUGGCCAACUUUAAUGUGCAGAGGUAUAGCCUCCAGGACCUGAUUGAGGUGAGACAAGGUUCUUGGUUUGAGCCGUUGGGGAAUUUAGAAGGAAAACUUUCAGGUCUUGUGAGUAAUCCACCCUAUAUUCCAAGCAACCAUAUGCCCCACCUUCAAGCUGAAGUUGACAGACAUGAACCGAAGCUUGCAUUAGAUGGUGGUGAUUGUGGCAUGGAUAGUGUUCUCCUGCUUUCCGCUGGAGCUGCUAAAAUGUUGAGAGCUGGUGGAUUUUUUGCCUUUGAGACAAAUGGUGAAGAGCAAUGCAAGUAUCUAGUAGAGUACAUUCAAAGAGAAAUCUCUGGCAGCUUCUGCAAUCUCAACAUAGUGCCUGAUUUUGCCGGAAUUGAAAGAUUUGUUACUGGGUUCCACCAAUAAUAAGCAUUCUUGUUGUUGCAUGACAAUGAGAGCUGUUGUAAGUAGUACCUUGAGAAAAAAGGUAAUUACUAAGCACUUUGGUGCAUAUUCGUUACAGUUUCUCCACAUUACUUAAAUGGGUUUGACUAUAAUCUAAUCAUUUUGCAAAAGUCCUUCACCUUGAAUAACUUUUGUAAUUUGGCAGGUAUGGGAAAUGCCAUUUGCUGGCACAGCUCUACCUGAUCUUCAAGAUUCACAAACUGGGAUCAGCAAAAAUUUUGACAGACGACUGACUAACAUGACUGAUAGACUAGAUAGAAUGGUAAUGUUCAAUGUGGUUUAGGUUAAGAUUGCCUUGCUUCAAGAUGAAAUGAUAUGCUCAGAUUGUAUUAUGGUUCCUCUGAUGUAAACGUCUUGAGUAUAUACUACUGGUUGACUCAUGAAUACUAGAAGUGAAACGUUGAUACCAUGCAAUGUGAACAAGAUUUUGAAAGAAAAAAGCAUAAGUUUCUGUUAUGAUGUCCCAUUUGGUAUGUAUACAAUAACACAGUAGUUACAAUGGGGGUGAAAUUGGCUCCUUUAUCUCCCUCUUUCUCAUCACUAAAUAAAUUUGAAGUCAACUC